Molecule: messenger RNA, 1512 nt
Organism: Nycticebus coucang (slow loris)
Lineage: Eukaryota; Metazoa; Chordata; Mammalia; Primates; Lorisidae
Gene: ANHX
Product: anomalous homeobox
Exons: 9
Coding region: 1-1431 (476 amino acids)
Biological process (GO): regulation of transcription by RNA polymerase II
Cellular component (GO): nucleus; transcription regulator complex
Molecular function (GO): RNA polymerase II cis-regulatory region sequence-specific DNA binding; DNA-binding transcription factor activity, RNA polymerase II-specific
Source: RefSeq, a predicted model, not a curated record
AUGCAGAGCUUCCUGACUCUGCUGAGGGACCACAAGGGCACCUGUCCACCCCCCGCAGAGCUGGUGACCCUUAUAGGCAGGCUGUGCCGGGACCUGCAGGAUGACCUUGCCCAGGCACAGCCUUUGGUCUCAGCCAUUCUGGACAGCCAGCUCCGAAUGUACCUCCUGGACAAUGCAGACGUAGCCUUGGUGUGUGCUCGUGUCCUGGAACAGCAGGGCCAGCAGGAGGCAGCCUGCCAACUUCUGGAGGGCUGUCGAGUGCCAGGAGGCAGCCUGGAGCUAGUGCAGCUCUGGAACAACAUCCAUUACCGUCUGGUCAUGAAGAGACUGGAUGUGGCUGUGCUGACCCCGGUGCAGAAGUUCCGCUGCAGGAAGAGGAACCCCCCACCACCUUCACUCUGCCCAGAGGGGCUGAAGAGCCGGAACUUCCCCAGAGAGGUUCGCCAGAAGCUGUACGACUUCGCUUUGGGGGUUAGCACCAACCCCAGCAAAGCUGAGAGGGAGAACUUGGCGUUGGAGACGAGCUUGACCACUGAGCAGGUGUACAACUGGUUUGCCAAUUACCGGCGGCGCCAAAGGGCCCUUCCCAAGCACGUGGAGCCAGCUCAGAAGGCCAUGGCAGAAGACCCCAGUGUAAGAGAGAGGUGUCCUGACAUGCUGCAGCCCUCAGGCGACUCCCAUGUUGACUCUGGGUUUGUGGACAGGCCUCAGUGGUCAGAGGGACAUGAGGAAAAUGGGCCACCACAGUCUCCAGAGACUACCCAAGGACCGUGGGAGCUGCUGGCCUUGGCCCCAGACUUUACAAAAGAUGAGACAGUCUCUAAGCCACUGGUUUCCAGGUCUCUGCAGGGUGGUGAGAUGUACCAGGAGGGGCUCAGCCACAGUUCUGCAACCCUUCCCUGUAUCUGCCAUGGCCCUGGAAGCAAUGUGCUGGACCCCACUCUGGCUGCCCCCGAAUCGUGGCUGAUGUCCCUUGCAUUGGCAUCCUCCAAGGAAGUUCCCUUCCAGACUGGACAACUGGUCCACAGUCAUGGGCUGGAUUUCAUGAUGUGUCCUGCGGAUGCUUCUGUGACCGUUUCCAUUGCUGCCCUUGGCAAUCCCAGGCCUACAGGAUUUGCUGACCCGCCAAGCGGCAUUCCCCGGAGUGUGCACCCGGAGCAGGGUCCAGGUACCAGAAGUGGAUGUGCAGAGCCACAGGCAGGCAGCUUCCUGGUGACACAGCCCCCACCACAGGCUCCCGAAUUCAUCGUCUCCCAGAGCCCUCCAGAGAUGCCUCCAGCCCCGUCUGCCUUUUCUGGCCCUGUGUCUGCCAUGGAGCUGAGCCAGCCCCUGCCCUCUAGCCAGGUGCAGUGGCCUGAUGGCCAGGCCUCCUGUGAUGCCUUCUGGGGAGCCAGGAUGCUCCUUGAAUUGUCAGGGAGCAGCCUGGUCUGACCUGUCCCCCAGGAACCAGGACAGGACCCAGGAGGAUUGUCUGGCCUUCAACGCAGAGUUUUAUUUUGAAUAAACCACAGA